AUGGCUUCCACAUCAGCAGCCAUAGCAACAGCAACAGCACUUCGGACGGCCAAGCGCCAGCUGCGCAAAUCCAUGGCGCAGAGACUGGCAGCUAUGCGACCGGACGAGAUUGAUAACCAGUCGCAAAAGGUGGCCGAGCAGGUACUUGCAUCGCAGACGUAUGCUUGCGCUCGUUCGAUCAGCGUAUACAUCCACAUGGAUGUGGGAGAAGUGGCUACCGACCAAAUCUGCCGAUCUGUGCUCAAAGACGGCAAGCGACUCUACGUGCCUCUGUUUGCCUCGUCCGCCGCGCCUGCAGCGGCAAAAGGGCCGACGGUGCCGUCAGCGUCCGUAGAUGUCAAGACCGAGUUCGCGACGGACAUGAUCAUGCUCAGACUGCGUGAUGUAGUAGAGUACGAGUCUAUGGAGCCCAACAGGUGGGGGAUCCGUGAGCCGCCAUUGACCUAUGCUGAUGGGACCAUUCGAGAGGAAGCACUCGAUGAGACAACGGGUGGAGAUGGGCUCGACCUCAUCCUCGCGCCUGGUGUUGCUUUCGACCAGACCGGCGGCCGGCUGGGGCACGGUAAAGGCUACUACGACCGAUACCUCCUCCGCGCCCAAGAAUGGGCGAAUCGACGUGGUGUACCGGCCCCCGUAACCGUGGCGCUGGCAUUACGACAACAGGUGCUUCCCUCCACCGAGCGUGUUCCUACCGACGAGCGAGAUCGCGUCCUUGACGGUAUCAUUUCGCCCGACGGCACCAUCCUACCACCCACAUCCUCGCGGUGGUGUCCAUGA
Sporisorium graminicola is the source of this 777-nucleotide messenger RNA. RefSeq lists its product as uncharacterized. The transcript has 2 exons. Lineage: Eukaryota; Fungi; Basidiomycota; Ustilaginomycetes; Ustilaginales; Ustilaginaceae. Gene Ontology annotation, cellular component: mitochondrion. The coding region runs from base 1 to 777 and encodes 258 amino acids. The record is from RefSeq and is a predicted model, not a curated record. Gene Ontology annotation, molecular function: 5-formyltetrahydrofolate cyclo-ligase activity. Gene Ontology annotation, biological process: folic acid-containing compound biosynthetic process; tetrahydrofolate interconversion.